AUGGGAAAUACAGAGAGUAAUGUAACCAGUGGCGUGAAAAAGCAGGCUGGCACGUCAACACAGAAGUUGUACAAAUUAAUAGACCUUAAAGGUGGUGGAUUACUGGUAGACAUGAUGAAGCGUGCAGUUCAGAACAAGCAGUAUGCAGAGAUCGAUCAUGCUAUUAAGACAAAAGUGGAACCAUUCUUGUAUAACAGAGGCAGAGGCCGGUACAUACCAAUAGCUCAUCUUGUGCUGUUAAGAAAUAAGGAGCGUGCGAGACAUAAGCUGUUACCGCCGUUAAGAGGCAUGGAGAACCCGGACGAAGAGUUCGACAUAGAGAAAGACUGGCCUAACGUGACACAAGAGGAGUAUGAUGCCAAUCCCUCUGGAUUUAGAGAACUCUGCUGGGAUUUAAAGGAACGUGGCGCUGUGGGGGAGACAAUCCUUCAUCUCUGCCUGCUGAAUGCAACAUCUCUGCUCGCAGACUUGGCGAAACGACUCCUACGCUUCUAUCCAAAGAUGAUUAACGAUAUUUACAUGAGCGACGAAUAUUAUGGUGAGAGUGUUCUUCACAUGACAAUUGUCAACGAAGACCCAACGAUGGUGAAGUUCUUAUUAGACGCGGGAGCUGAUUAUCAUGAGCGAUGUUUUGGUAACUUUAUGUGCCCGGAAGACCAAAAAGCGUCGAGAUCAGAUUCGUUUGAUCACGAAUGGGUUAAUGUUCAACCCGAUACGAAUUAUGAAGGUUACGUGUACUGGGGAGAAUAUCCACUGAGCUUUGCAGCCUGUCUUGCCCAAGAAGAGAGCUAUAGACUCAUUCUGGCUCGAGGAGCAAAUCCAGACAAACAAGACACAAAUGGAAAUACAGUGUUACAUAUGCUUGUUAUAUAUGAUAAAGUGAAUACAUUUGAUAUGGCGUAUGAAGUUGGGGCAUCAUUGAACAUCAGAAACGUAAGGAACCUCACGCCUUUGACCCUGGCAGCUAAACUCGCCAGGACCGAGCUCUUCUUCCACAUCCUGAACAUAGAAAGAGAGAUAUAUUGGCAAAUUGGUGCAACCACCUGUGCUGCGUACCCUUUGGGGCAAGUCGAUACUAUUGAUACCCAGACGGGGCUUAUUAGUAAGGAUUCAGCGUUAAAUUUAGUUGUAUUUGGGGAAAAAGACGAACACCUGGAACUUCUGGAAGGCAUGUUGAUCGAUCUGCUAAAAACAAAAUGGAAUACAUUUGUAAAAUUUCGUUUCUAUCGACAAUUUAUUCUCUUUGCCUGUUAUUUCGUCGUGUCUCUCGUCUGCUUUACACUGCGACCUGGGCCACCUGAUCGGCCGCUGAAUUCCACUGUAGUGAAUACUACAGCAGCAUCUAUCACCAAUAGUGUUGAUGCUGAAGUGGCUACAGAAGUUGCAUUUGGAACUUCAGAUGCACCAAAGGAGUCAGAUAUGGAGGGCUGGUGGGAGGAUUUAACUGAAGAGUGUAGAUUGAUGAACUUCGAUUCUUCACAGGCUAAGGUACGAAUAUGCACCGAACUAAUGUUAUGGCUCGGAGCUCUCAUAUACAUCGCGGCAGCUCUCCGAGAAGCAAGGUUUCUUGGAUUGAAGAUGUUCUUUGAGAAUUUGAGUACUGUACCAUCCAGAGUAAUGUUCCUGUUUUCUUGUAUCUUAAUGGUGAUUCUGCCUUCUCUUCGCUUAUGGUGUGCUGAUGAAGCUGAGGACCAUUUAGCGGUGAUCAUCAUGCUAACAACUGCACCUUAUUUCUUGUUUUUUUGUCGUGGAUUCAAAACGGUCGGUCCAUUCGUGGUGAUGAUUUAUAGAAUGGUGAUGGGGGAUCUGUUGAGAUUUGUGUGUAUUUAUCUGGUCUUCGUUAUGGGAUUCUCGCAAGCGUACUAUAUAAUAUUUCUAUCCUUCGACAAUCCAAAUACACCUGAAGGAGUUGAUGACUCGGUGUCCAACCCCAUGCCGUCUCCGAUGGAGAGCAUCAUGGCGAUGUUCCUCAUGUCGCUGACGACCUUUUCUGAUUACUUCAGCGCCUUUGACAGAACUGCGCACGAGACUGAAGCUAAGCUCCUUUUCGUCAUCUACAUGAUACUUGUUGCGGUAUUGCUAGUGAACAUGUUAAUCGCCAUGAUGGGGAACACGUAUCAGAAGAUCGCGGAGACCCGAAACGAAUGGCAGAGACAGUGGGCCAGAAUAGUUCUAGUUGUGGAAAGAGGAGUUCCACCUGCGCAAAGGUUGAAGCAACUCAUGACCUAUAGCCAGCCCAUGGCUAGCGGCAAGAGAGCUUUAGUUUUGCGGAUCAAUCAAAAGGAUGAAGACAAAGAAGAGAUGAAGGAAAUUCUAGAAAUGAAGCGAACACACCAGCGUAUUGUCGCAAAGAGGAAGCAAAGAGAGAUGACUUGAAGAAAGGUCCAAUCGCAUCACCGAUACGAAA
Messenger RNA from Pieris rapae (cabbage white), 2407 nucleotides. RefSeq names its product transient receptor potential cation channel subfamily V member 5 (gene nan). The coding region runs from base 1 to 2376 and encodes 791 amino acids. Lineage: Eukaryota; Metazoa; Arthropoda; Insecta; Lepidoptera; Pieridae. Gene Ontology annotation, biological process: calcium ion import across plasma membrane. Gene Ontology annotation, molecular function: protein binding; calcium channel activity. The record is from RefSeq and is a predicted model, not a curated record. The transcript has 16 exons. Gene Ontology annotation, cellular component: membrane.